UUGGUCUAUUUUUAUUUUUAUUGCCUGUUACUUGGCAUUGUGCAAAAGGCUUAAGAAUUAGCGCCUUUAUCGUCUGUCUGUGAAACCGGAAAAUGAUCUGUGAUAUGUAUCAAUGUGAGCUUACCUGUGCAUUGUUUACGUGGUGGAAUCAAAUAGGAUGAACGGCAUACGUGGUGUAGAAUGUUUAUGGGGAGACCUCAAAAAACAUCCGCAAUGCCCACACGGACCAACAUUGCUAUUUAAUAGAUAUAUUGAUGGUGAAUCAGAAAAAUUUUAUGCAUGUUCUGCUUGUCGCGACAGAAAAUUAUGCAAUUUCUAUUUAACAUAUGGCCAGGAAUUGUCAAAGUCUGAAAAGAGCAAAUGGGAGCAAAAAGGGAAGAAGCUUGUGCAAUGUUAUCCUCAUCAGAAAUUGUUCAUACGUUUCAAUGAGAUCAAAGCAGAAUCUACGAUGAAAAGAUGUUAUUGUCAUAAUUGUGAAAAAUUAAUUCUUAUUUCUGAAAAAGAUAAGCACAAUAAUCACAAAGUGACAGAGAAUUUAACAGAUUAUCAGAUGCAUCAUCCAACAGAGCUUUUAAAACCUUUAAAUAGUGUGAAGAAGGAAGCUCAAUAUUUAUUCUCCAAGAAAUCUACUAAGGAUAUAAUAAACAUGCUUUUAAAACUUGGAGCUAAGCAGGUCCUUUGUGUAGGAACACCAAGAAUAUAUGAAUAUAUAUCUGAGCAUCAUAUAGAUAAGAUAUCCUCUCUCCUUUUAGAUCUUGAUGGAAGAUUUCAUAAUUUUUUUGGACCACUGGAUUAUUGUUGGUACAACCUUUUCAAUCACCAUUUUUUCAACAAAGAUGCAAUUCAUGUGUUCAAAGAUUUUAUUACUCAAAAUAAAGGGAAAGACACAUACUUAAUAUGUGAUCCACCAUUUGGAGGACGUGUAGAACCUAUGUCGUACACAAUAAAAACAAUAUUUGACUUACACAAAAAAUUAAAUAACAAUAACAAUAACGAUUUUUCUUUGAAAAUUAUGUUUAUGUUCCCAUACUUCAUGGAACAUAUCAUAAAAGAAAAAAGUAAUCCACCAUCAGUGGCUGGUGGUUUAAAAGAUUUGAAGAUGUCUGAUUACAAAGUGGAUUAUGAAAAUCAUCCGUUAUUUGUGUCAGGAGAACAUGGCAAAAAACAAAGUUCUCCCGUGAGGAUCUUUACGAAUAUACCGUUAAAGUUAUUGGAGCUUCCUGCGUCCGAUGGAUACAAAUUUUGUGAAGAUUGUGAAAAAUGGGUCUCCAGUGAGAACAAACAUUGUAAGAAGUGUAAGGAAUGUACUUCCAAAAAUGGUAAAACAUACAAACAUUGUAAAAUAUGCAAACGAUGCGUGAAGCCUACUUGGAUGCAUUGCAAAACGUGCAAAAGAUGUACGUUGCAGGAACAUGUAUGCGGACAAGUUCCGAAUAUUGUUGGGAAAUGUUUCAAGUGCAACGAAUUGGGUCAUACUGAGAAAGAAUGUCCCAAUUUACUUUCUACGGAAACUACAGCUAAGACAGACGUGAAAAAGGGCAAAAUAAUUAAAAAACGCAAAGCAGAGAGUGAAUUAAAAACAUCUGCAGUUAAGAAACCCAAAAUUCGAGAUUCAAAGAUGAUUACUAGACGGAAGAAUCUCGUAAUUAAUAAAAGGAAAACGUCAAAAUUGAAAAAAAAUAAAGAUCAUAGAAAUCAAAAGCGGUCGAUAAAAUAACGAAAUUUGUGUAAAUAUGUAUCAAAUCUGUAUUACGAAUAAUGAAUAUAUCUACAAAUUAUUU
This is a messenger RNA of Harpegnathos saltator (Jerdon's jumping ant), 1781 nucleotides long. RefSeq names its product zinc finger CCHC domain-containing protein 4. Bases 158 to 1717 code for a protein of 519 amino acids. The record is from RefSeq and is a predicted model, not a curated record. NCBI's taxonomy places the organism in Eukaryota, Metazoa, Arthropoda, Insecta, Hymenoptera, Formicidae. The transcript is spliced from 4 exons. Gene Ontology annotation, molecular function: rRNA (adenine-N6-)-methyltransferase activity; nucleic acid binding; zinc ion binding. Gene Ontology annotation, biological process: rRNA methylation. Gene Ontology annotation, cellular component: nucleolus; cytoplasm.